Molecule: messenger RNA, 1532 nt
Organism: Ctenocephalides felis (cat flea)
Lineage: Eukaryota; Metazoa; Arthropoda; Insecta; Siphonaptera; Pulicidae
Gene: yem
Product: yemanuclein
Exons: 6
Coding region: 250-1383 (377 amino acids)
Cellular component (GO): nucleus
Source: RefSeq, a predicted model, not a curated record
UAAUAAACUAAUUAACAGUGGUAGCAAAUCGAACAAUAAAUCAUUUCCCCCAUAUUUCCCCUAAUUAUGCAAAACCGGACCAGCCCCUGUGGCAGAUAAAUUUUCUGCAAUGACACAAUGGCAUAGCAGAUAUAAACAAUAAGAACUGUCAUUUUUUGGUUAAUUUCUGUAUUGUAUGUAAAAUUGUAAAUGUAUAUAAAGUUAUAACAUAUGAUUAACUAUAAAUUGUGCGGUAUUUAAUUAAUAAUAAUGUCAAUGCCAGCGAAAAAUAAAAUAACUGGUCCUAUUGAAAAAACAAUACGACUAGAACUAGAUUUGUUUGAACCUUCUAGAGAUUCUUAUCCUGAAUUUAAUUUUUUAGAAUUAGCGCGAAUACAAGAGGAGAAAGAAAAAGAAAUUAUAAAGAAAAAGGAGCUGCAAAAAGCAAAUGGAUUGCCCCCUGAUCCUAUAGAUGAGGAUGAUCUAUUAAGGAUAGCAAAACAUUUUGAAAAAAAAUAUAAUAGUACAACAUAUGGUUCAGUCAGAUUAUCUAGAGGGGUAAGACGUGAUGAAUAUGCCGAUAUUGCUGCUGGAUAUGAUGAAUCAGAUUCCUUUAUAGAUAAUACCGAUGCAUAUGAUGAGAUGAUACCACGGAAUUUAGAAACUAAAAUGGGUGGUUUCUACAUAAAUUGUGGACCAUUGGAAUACGAAAAACUACCUAAUUGUGAAGGAGACACACCGAGCAUUAGAACACAUAAAAGACAGCUAUCUUCUUCUACUUCGGCGACCAGUUCUGAUGAAAGUACGGCCCAGAAAGAGAAGAAAAAUCUGAACAAGAAAGUUUGUCUAAGUAGUAACAAUUCAAGUGAAAGUAGUAAAAAUGGAAAAUCAAAUAAUGGUUCUGUUAAAUCGAGUGUGGUCAAGGAAAAAGUGAAUAGUAAUCCAAUACCCAAUAAUGGCCAAAAGACUGAAGAGAGAUCAAAAGCUAACACUGUGAAAGAUACUGAAAGAAGUAAAAAAAUUAGUAAAGGAGAUAAUGAGAAGAAAGGUUCCGGCAAUGAAUCAUCAUCUAUUAAACCUGGUCAAAUUAGUUGUAAAAAAUUAUCUGAAUUAAGUAGUAAUGUUAAUAGUAUUGUUAAGACGUCUUCCAAUAUAAUGACACACACAAAUAAAGAUAUUGGAGCCUAUUCGAACUUUGAAAGCACUGCCAAAAAACAAACAAAUGUGAAACCUGCUGAAAAUGGAGAUGAGAAUCAAAGAAAAGCUUUUGUAGUUCAAGAAUUAUUAAGGCAGAAACAAAAGUUUUUGGAUUUGUCAGUGGAGUUGGUCAAUCCUGAAGGAAAACCAACAUCUGAUUUAACUCGAGUGGAUUCUGUGAUCAACCAUAAUAAUCACAUUUUGUAAUUCCUGAUAAGACAUUUGUUUUUCGGAAAUAUGAAACUCAUGUACAUAAGACUAUAAAUUUAAGUUUAGAUCGAUAGCUAAUUGAGAAAAAUUUUAAGAUAGCUUUGUGUAAGUCUUGAAAUUUUUUUCACUAACCUUAUUUAGUCACU